AUGGCCGCGGACCUGAUUGCUGGGAGUGGGGGCUCCCAGAGGUCGAACCGGAGUCUGAAGGCCAUGCUCUUGGAUACGGUGAGGGUGCUGACCCAGAGACGGAGUGUGUUGAGGCUGGUGCCCAUGGUGCAGGAGACUUUGCUGACUUGGGAGCUCACGCGGAGGGUGCUGGUUUAUCUGUGUGAAACUGUUGGUCUGGCCGUCGGGGUUGAAGACAUUCAUUGCCCUAUUGUCGUGUCCAGGGCUGUGAUCAAAGCCUGUGUCGUACUCAGGGACACCUCUGUCCCCAAAACUCAUGCUGCUGAAGAUGUCACGUGCCCAGCACUCUUUUUCAUCCCUCUCCCUCUCUGUGCCGCCUUCUCGUUCCCUUCUGGUUCUUCUGCCAUGGAUUUUCCAGUUAAACGCGAGGCCGUGAAGCAGGAAGUACUAGACGUACCGCCCUCAAGCUAUAACCCUCGUCGCCGGGCUGCUGUUGAUCAGCAACAACGCACACAGAGGAUUCUUGCAAGUGGUGCUAUCGAUAGCCAAGUUACCGAUUCACAAUACGUCAAUGCUCUGGUCUAUGCCGGGAGCCCUUCCAACUCGGACAACUCUGGAGACUCGCAGUCUCAGCCCUUGGAGAUACCAUCAUCACCUGGGUUUGAAUCACAAAAAGACAUCGAAAGACUCGAGGACAAGCUGCAUGAAGCAAAGCAAGAGGUUUCAGAACUUGAAAACCGGCUUCGUGAAGCAGGACCAUCGACUGCUCCACAGGAACCACCCAACCCAGUGCACGCCCGCACUCUUCAACUUUCGGCGCACGAAGAACAUGUCAUACGGCUCUGGCGCCGCCAACGCGAGGCUGACGAAAAGGCUUGGAUGAAUCGGGUAACGGAACUCGAGCAAAACUUACAACGCAUUGAAAGUGAUCGAGAAAUCUUGUAUUUGAGGGUUAUGGAGUUGGAAAUGGCAUGUGAAAACCACGGCGUAACUGUAUAA
Coprinopsis cinerea okayama7#130 is the source of this 978-nucleotide messenger RNA. RefSeq lists its product as hypothetical. The record is from RefSeq and is a predicted model, not a curated record. The transcript has 4 exons. The coding region runs from base 1 to 978 and encodes 325 amino acids. Lineage: Eukaryota; Fungi; Basidiomycota; Agaricomycetes; Agaricales; Psathyrellaceae.